Drosophila hydei is the source of this 1021-nucleotide messenger RNA. RefSeq lists its product as uncharacterized. The record is from RefSeq and is a predicted model, not a curated record. NCBI's taxonomy places the organism in Eukaryota, Metazoa, Arthropoda, Insecta, Diptera, Drosophilidae. Gene Ontology annotation, biological process: vesicle-mediated transport; G protein-coupled receptor signaling pathway. Gene Ontology annotation, cellular component: neuron projection; membrane. The transcript has 5 exons. The coding region runs from base 1 to 807 and encodes 268 amino acids.
AUGGCCAACGUUGGUGGCUUGGACUACGACGACAAGCUGCCCGCCAUAGGCGGCGUGACCAGCAGCACAGCCCUGGCUAUACGGAACUCGACCAUCAUAGCGCAUCGCCUGUCCAUCUACUUGCCACAGCUGCUGCUGCCCACGCGCGAUCCGCAAAAGCUCAUCAUGGAAAUCAAUUGUUAUGUGGCACAAUUUCGCGAGCUGCUCAUCUUUAUAGGCCAAUCGCGCGAUUCACCGGAAUUGCGGGAGAAAAUUCGUCGCUUGCGACGCAGCUGCGUGGAUGCGUGCAAGCACACGGCUCACCUGAUCACGCCACAGCCCAAGCAUUGUCUGGGCAGUGCCAGCGAGCACUUGAAUCUGUCGCUGCUCUACCAGCUGACGCUGCAGUUUCGCCACGAGCUGCUCAAGAGCCAUCGGCUCAUACAGCUGGUGCCGUAUGACAUGACGGACUACUAUGCACCCGCUCGCACGGCACCCUCGAAUCUGGGCAACGUCAUCAGUCAGAUAUUGCUGUGCAAGCAAAUCAAUCCGGACUUUCAGCAGGAGGAGCUGUGCAGCAUCGCCAAGGAUGCUCAGGAGUUGAACGAACUGCUCGACGAGCUGCAAACGCAUCUGCCCAGUCCCGAGACAGCCAACGAGGCGGACCUGUACGAGCAGCUGCCUUACAGCUCAGCUGAUGUGAACCUGGCCUUCCUCAAUUCGCCGCCCGCUUGGUAUAAGCAGCAGCGACGCCGCAGCUGCCGCACUCGCAGUCGCAGCCUCUGCCUCUGCUGUUGCCUUAAGUCAUCCCAGGUGAAUUCGUUUUGAAACAAAAUACGAUAAACAGUUACAUGUGGCGCCUGUCAUGAGACCGCUUCAAAACUAAAUCCAUACUAUAAAUUAGUUUAGCUUAGUCUUAACUUAUCUAACACUCAAUACAGGAAAUUUCAAAUAAAGCGAAAAAUUCCAGCUGAUAGUGCUCAAUGGGCGAACAGCUUAAUGAAUGGGCUUUACGUAUAAACCAUUUACUAGCAUGAUAUAG